This is a messenger RNA of Rangifer tarandus platyrhynchus (Svalbard reindeer), 1428 nucleotides long. NCBI's taxonomy places the organism in Eukaryota, Metazoa, Chordata, Mammalia, Artiodactyla, Cervidae. The record is from the annotation of a GenBank genome assembly.
AUGUCCGGGCUGGACCUGGAGGAGCUGGCCGAAAUAGAGCUGCAGAGAGAUGAGGAGGAGGCCGCCGCCCUUCGUGCCGCGAGAAGGCCCUCGGCGGCACCUUCUGUGGCACCCCCGGCUGGCCCGGACCUCGAGCUGAGCAUGAACCACCCCUUCUAUGACGUGGCCCGACACGGCAUCCUGCAGGUGGCAGGGGAGGACCGCUUCGGAAGGCGAGUCGUCACGUUCUGCUGCUGCCGGAUGCCCCCGUCCCACGAGCUCAACCACAGGCGGCUGCUGGAGUAUUUGAAGUACACGCUGGACCAGUACGUGGAGAGCGAUUACACCAUCAUCUACUUCCACUACGGGCUGAGCAGCCGGAACAAGCCGUCCCUUCGCUGGCUCCAGAGCGCCUACAAGGAGUUUGACAGGAGGUACAAGAAGAACCUGAAGGCCCUGUAUGUCGUGCACCCCACCAACUUCAUCAAAAUCCUGUGGACCAUCCUGAAGCCCCUUGUCAGUCACAAGUUUGGGAAAAAAGUCACCUAUUUCAACUAUCUGAGCGAGCUCCGUGAACACCUCAAAUAUGACCAGCUGAGCAUCCCCCAGGAGGUUCUGCGAUACGACGAGGAGCUUCGGAACCUGCACGCCGGCAGGCUGCCCCCUCCCACCAAGAUACCCCCACCGAGGCCCCCUCUGCCCACCCAGCAAUUUGGCGUCAGUCUGCAAUACCUCAAAGACAAAAAUCAAGGUGAACUCAUCCCCCCCGUGCUGAGGUACACAGUGACGUACCUGAGAGAGAAAGGACUCCACACCGAGGGCCUGUUCCGGAGAUCGGCCAGUGUCCAGACGGUCCGCGAGAUCCAGCGGCUCUACAACCAAGGGAAGCCCGUGAACUUCGAUGACUAUGGGGACAUCCACCUUCCGGCCGUGAUCCUGAAGACCUUCCUGCGGGAGCUGCCCCAGCCGCUGCUGACCUUCGAGGCCUACGAGCAGAUCCUCGAGAUCACCAGUGUGGAGAGCAGCCUGCGGGUGACCUGCUGCCGCCAGAUCCUACAGAACCUUCCAGAACACAACUACGCUGUCCUCAGCUACCUCAUGGGCUUCCUGCAUGAGGUGUCCCAGGAGAGCAUCUCGAACAAGAUGAACAGCUCCAACCUGGCCUGCGUCUUCGGGCUGAAUCUGAUCUGGCCGUCCCAGGGGGCCUCCUCCCUGGGGGCCCUCGUGCCCCUGAACCUGUUCACCGAGCUGCUGAUUGAGCACCACGGGAAGGUCUUCAGCCGCCGCCCGGAAGAGGAAGAGCGCGGGGCCCAGGCCGGCGAGCGGGGCGGUCCCCGCGCCAGAGGCUCCGCCCCCGACGGAGGCGCCGCUGGAGGCAGACCCGCCUCCGGCCUCGCCCGGCCCCCGCUCCCUCCGCGUCCCCUGACCACGGCCGGGAGACUCCUCUAG